Messenger RNA from Acipenser ruthenus (sterlet), 2195 nucleotides. RefSeq lists its product as uncharacterized. Bases 396 to 2195 code for a protein of 599 amino acids. The transcript has 12 exons. The record is from RefSeq and is a predicted model, not a curated record. Lineage: Eukaryota; Metazoa; Chordata; Actinopteri; Acipenseriformes; Acipenseridae.
UUUUUUAAGUUCUUGCUGUACUGUUACAAGUUAUAAUUACCUUAAUGAAUAUUAUAGAAAUACUUUAUACCCACUUUUUUUGCAUAUUUCAUAUCUCUUUAUUAUUCUAUUAUGCAUGUUCUGAAUUAACCCCAAAGAUAAAAUAUGGAAAUGGGGGUCUUUAUUAAACAUGCCAACUACCCUGCUGAAGCAGUAAAAUAUGAUGAUUAAGAACAGAGAUAAUGAGAGUAUAAAAAUAAAAACAAUGCAGAGAGGGUGUAAAUUAAUACUUUAAUGUAGUAUAAUCUAAAAAGAGUCAGCAUUUAUAUCCACCACUAUUAAGGUCAAUUUAUUUAACUGAACUAUACACAUCUCCAUGUAUCUCCUUUCCCCAAUGCUUUCUGUUCAGUACAUGUAUGAAGAACUUGUUUGUGUACUGUGGUGAGUAUUCUUCAGCUCCUGUGGAAGUGCCAGAGAAUCACAAGCAUGCAAUCUGUGACCUGACCUUGGCAGAUCGACUUGCCAUUUACAAUCAUGUGAUUGCAGAGACCAGCCGGCAGAAAUCUAAGAUAGAGUCUACAGAAAAUGACGAUUUGUACGUGGAUUUAGCCAAUAAGAUCAAAGUAGUAGAUGAGGACCAGAAUUGUUCAAAAUCACAUAUUGAGGUUCUUGCAGAAAUGAGGGACUAUAAGGAGGCGUCAGUCCUACAGAUCCAAAAAUGUUCAUAUUACAAAAAAGUCUUACACAGAGCUUACACACGGUCAGUCCAACUCAAGUGGACCAACAGGGAUUGCUCAUCCUUGGUUAUUCGAGAGGUGAUUGAUGUGGCCUCAGGGGAGCUGGCCAGGCUGUGGCAGCUCGAGGACGAGACACCCCACAUGGCACGAGGACGCAGCAGGGAAGGCAGCCCGUCCCGCACUGCAUCACAGAGGUAUGAUGAGUUUCAGUCCCUGCAGUUGGAUAGUAUUAGAACUAAAGUCAUUGAGGUCAGCCUCAGUGGAGUCCCGUCAGUCGCAUGGGAGCUCAAAAGAUGCAGAGCGUUCACGGCACAGACUGAAGAAAAGCCGGGAUCGGGAUUCCAGGAAGAAGAGGUUUCAUCUUCAUCAAGGCGAGGAGUCAGGCUGUGGCUGAUUGUCUGGGCCCUUGUUGCUCUGCAGUCUCUUCAGUCCUAUGGACAGGAUUAUUCUGGAAACCAUUCAGGAGAUUACGAUUCCCAUGCCAAUGAAGGAUCAGCGGUAGAAGACUUAAAUGGAGAGCCAUCAGGAUACCCCCAUCCAGAUGAGUAUCCUGUGGAGCCCACACCUGGUUAUGAAGAGCACACAGCUUCUGGCUACCCCUAUCGCCAAACCACUCCACUGGUUACAAUGAUCACUGAAGAGGAUUACCCCUACACCACCACCACAGAGUCCUAUGUUGCUGCUAAAGAGGUCACCACCAUGACUACUAGAGUGCCGUACCGCUACCCAACAACCACCCCCGAGCCAUAUGAUGACUACUUCCCUGCCCCUGAAGUCUAUGAUGAUGAAGGGACGGAUGUUCUUGCGGAGAUGAGGGUACCCAGUGCUGUGGGAGUGAAUAUUGUGCCAGGAACCCAGCAGGACAUAAGUGCUUAUCGCCUUGGACCAAAAGUGCAGGUUAGACGGGAAACAAGACUGGUUCAGCCGCAUGGAUUCCCUCAGGAGUUCUCAGUGGUUUCCACGUUUCGGAUGCUGGAGGACACUCCACAGGAGGUGUGGAACCUGGUGGAUGUGAAGGACCAGCAAGGUGGAGACCAGUUCCACCUGCGGCUCUACGGGGAGAUUGGCGCUGUCAAUGUCUUCAACGCGGCCGCUGCUGGGGAGGAGAAGGUCACCACUUUUGAAAACAUAGGCCGCCUCUUCGACGGCGAGUGGCACAAGCUCUCGCUCAGCGCUCAGAGGAACCAGCUCACCCUGUAUGUGGAUUGCCAGCAGGUUGGCAGCGCCCCAUUCAGUCAGUACGGAUCCAUCAGAACUGAUGGCUUGACAUCUUUAGCCACAAGAAGUAGGGAUGCUGUAACCCUUCCUGUUGAUGUUCAGCAACUGCAGAUUUACAGCAACCCCAACAAAGCAGGAGACGAACCCUGCUGUGACAUCCCAGGAACUAAAGAUGAACGGGUAAGUUAUGCAUUCAUUCAUUUUUUAUUUAUUUAUUUAUUUUUUUUUGCAUUUUGUUACACAUUUUAUUGGUUCUAUUAA